UCUCCCUUUUCCCUGUUCUUGCGAACUCUUCCCUUUCUUCGUGUGUCAGCUGAAUCCUCAAGUUUACGCGCCUUCAAAGACGCUUGAUCCUGUUCCUUCCAGCUUAUCUCUAUCAAUCGUCCCUCCCCUCAAUCUUCUUCGCCUGGCUGCUUCGAGGAAUUGGUAAGGCUAUAAGCAUAUUGUCCACAAUCAUGAUAGGGAGUUGAUUGAGAUUGCUGCACAUAGACCCGGUCCUUAGAAAAUCAUUCGGCAUUGCGCCUUCGAGCGCGAAAGGAAAUAUUUAAAUUAUCCAGUUGACCUCUGCUGUGGAGGAGAGAUGAGCAUGAGGUUGGUAGAAAAAUGUGUUAAGCUGUCAACUCACAAGAACUUUCUGGCUUGCAAUAAAAUUGGUUAUCGCCCUAGAGCUCUGCAUAAUGGUCCAGACACCAUUGAUGAACUCUUAGACAGACAUGUGGUAAAGAAAGAAAAGUCCUUUGACGACGAUGAAGAAGAAUUGAUAACUCAGCGACGCCUCACCAGCACUCGACGUGAGGCUCUAAGUCUCUACAGGGACAUUCUCCGUGCAACUCGAUUCUUUAUGUGGCCAGAUUCUCGAGGUGUCUUGUGGCGAGAUGUUCUCAGGCAGAAUGCACGGAAGGAGUUUGAGGACGCCCGCUUUGAGACUGAUCCAGAAAUUGUGACCAGACUUCUCAUUGGUGGGCGUGAUGCAGUGCAGUCGGCUCUUGACAAGCUUGCUGAGAAGCAGAGGCAGGAGAUUGAUAAGAAACAAAGUGGUCGAGAUCGACCCUGAUAUCUUAUAUGUUGAAUGUAUUAAGAUUGCUGCACUUCUCACCCUUUUUUUUAAUUUGGAAAACAUUAGAAUUCUUCUUUACAAGUUCACUACGCCCAGAGAGGGAAGCAAAUUUUCUUA
Cucurbita pepo subsp. pepo (vegetable marrow) is the source of this 910-nucleotide messenger RNA. Its product is annotated as LYR family of Fe/S cluster biogenesis protein. Gene Ontology annotation, biological process: mitochondrial respiratory chain complex III assembly. The record is from RefSeq and is a predicted model, not a curated record. Lineage: Eukaryota; Viridiplantae; Streptophyta; Magnoliopsida; Cucurbitales; Cucurbitaceae.